Molecule: messenger RNA, 951 nt
Organism: Ochlerotatus camptorhynchus
Lineage: Eukaryota; Metazoa; Arthropoda; Insecta; Diptera; Culicidae
Exons: 5
Coding region: 1-951 (316 amino acids)
Molecular function (GO): zinc ion binding
Source: RefSeq, a predicted model, not a curated record
AUGGCAAAUGCAGAUGACUGUAGGGACGAUAUUAGAGUUAAUAUCACGUUAGUUGAUAUUCUCGAUUAUGUUGGAGAUAGUGUCCGGCCAAUUCGUGAAGGUUGCGCUGUGUUUGAUGCAGGGCACGUUGUCUGUAUAGGAUAUACAGAAAAAGCAGAUUGCGCUGUAACUUACUGUGGCUAUGUUCUGCAAUCAUCACAUCCUGGCCAAAUUCCACACAAAACGAGUCUAACCAUAUCAGCGGAUGUAUCAAAGUGGGUGUGUAUUUGCUCCUGCAAAGCAGGAACUUCUCGUUGCAAACAUAUUAUCGCGUCUAUGCUGACGCUAAAUCGAUCGGGAAACGCGUCGUAUUUGUCGUGCACCGACACAGUUCAGGCAUGGGGAAUCACAAAAAGUGAAAGGACAGCUCCUUGGGGUGCAAAACGGACUGAUGACCUCUGCUGUGUGAACCACCCAAAGAAAAUAAUGCCUACGGAUAAGACUAUGGAAAAUAACAUACUGAUGGAAUCAUUCCACCGGAUUUUAAAGGUGGCCAAAGAAUCUGCCAUCAGUAAACAUCAGUUGGGAAGGCAUCUUAACAUUCCUUCAGUAGAUCCAAAUCGAGCUGUGCAAUGUCGUGGUAAUGGAGACGAAUUCUGUGCAAAAGAUGAGUUGAGAUCUCUGUUAAAUGGAUAUUCGGAUGUUUUGAUAUCCGAAGCUCCAUUUGAAUCAGUUGUUGAGAAGACCUGGCAAACGCAACCGGUACGAGAAGGAGGACCAUUGAUCAAGAGCAAGGCGCUGUUGGAGGAGGAAACAAUUUGGCGAAUUCGGGGGAACACGCUGGACAACAGGACGAACUACCACCGUCAGGGUCAUCGACGCCACGACUGGUUUCGUUCUCAGGAGGACGGGGUCAAAGUUUGUUAUUGUCAAACUCACAUGAAGAUCGUCGAAGCAUCAGGAGCGGCCUAA